This is a messenger RNA of Acanthopagrus latus (yellowfin seabream), 1083 nucleotides long. Its product is annotated as putative methyltransferase DDB_G0268948. The coding region runs from base 229 to 933 and encodes 234 amino acids. The record is from RefSeq and is a predicted model, not a curated record. Lineage: Eukaryota; Metazoa; Chordata; Actinopteri; Spariformes; Sparidae. The transcript is spliced from 5 exons. Gene Ontology annotation, molecular function: S-adenosylmethionine-dependent methyltransferase activity.
GUUACGUCAUAAAGGCAGGACUACUGACGAGGCGUUUCUGGAGAAGUGUUUUCUGUCGGAGAGAAGAAUUGGUCUCCUAUUUACUUAAACUUUGCCUAAAAAAAUGUGACAGAAGAAAUAGUACAUGUUGAUCGAUAAUUAUCAAUAUCAACCAAUACGAAGAUUGAUCGAUUGUGUCUGACAAGGUCAAGCAGCUCUCUGUAGCUUCGGAUACAUCACCUAUUCAACAUGGAUUUUAAAAUAACUUUAUCAGAAGGGCUCAGCUCUGUGCUGAGGGUGCUGCUCCUGUCAAAGGUUGUUGGAACAGACGUCAGCACUGCCCAGCUGGAGAUGGUGCGGACCAUUAGCAACCCUCCAAAUGUAUCAUACCGGCGGUGUCCGGCAGAGGACCUGCCGUUUGCUUCUGGUGAGGUGGAUCUGGUGACAGCCAUGACGGCGGCUCACUGGUUCGACCGCAAGAAGUUCCUCCUGGAAGCUGACAGGGUGCUGAGGCCCGGAGGCUGCCUGGCUCUGCUGAACUGCAGCCCAUUAAUGAUUAAGCUGAAGUACGGGGAUGUCUCCAACACGCUCAGUGACAUCUGUCAGGAGUUUUACGAUGCCCUGUCUCCAUUCUUCAGUCCACAUUUAGGACUUUCGUUGACUAGAAACCGAGUGAAGAUCUACAAAGACAUAUAUAACUCCUGCUCAUACCUGGAGAAAGAGUGGCAUGAGUGUUUCCCAGUAGAAAGGAUUGUGCCACUGACUGGAUACACUGGCAUAGUAAAGACCUCCCACUGUUACAUGAGACUACUAGAAGCCGACGCCGCUGAGGCUGAACGUCUGUUUAAUGAACUCCAGUACAGGUUGCUGUCUGCCAUGAGGACGUCAUCUCCUGACACAGAGGUUACGAUGAUUUUUCCGUGUCACUAUCUGCUGGCACACAAGCCUCUGUGAUUCUGCCUGGCUGAUUGUGACUCCUGUUAACAACCCAAUGGGUCACUGUAACCCUUUUUCAACAGCUGUACGUCUACUGGCUGUCAGUCACAACAGCUUCUGGUUUUUGAUAUGUGAUGAGAUGUCUAAAUAAACCAUACACUAGUGGAA